Dromaius novaehollandiae (emu) is the source of this 1389-nucleotide messenger RNA. It is a transcript of the gene HYAL4, whose product is annotated as hyaluronidase 4. Gene Ontology annotation, biological process: hyaluronan catabolic process; carbohydrate metabolic process. Gene Ontology annotation, molecular function: hyalurononglucosaminidase activity. The record is from RefSeq and is a predicted model, not a curated record. Gene Ontology annotation, cellular component: cytoplasmic vesicle. NCBI's taxonomy places the organism in Eukaryota, Metazoa, Chordata, Aves, Casuariiformes, Dromaiidae.
AUGGCAUGGCUGUGCAUAACAUUCAUUCAGACUUCUUCCCUUGCUCUGAAACCAGCCCGACCACCAGUUUUCCAGAGAAAACCUUUUAUAGCUGCCUGCGCUCUGACAGACCUGUGCUCCCUGAGAUACAACAUAAUACUGAACUUGAAAAUGUUCCAUAUAAUUGGAAGCCCAUUAGCUACAGCAAGAGGACAGAAAGUGACCGUAUUUUAUUUUAAUAGGCUUGGCUAUUAUCCUUGGUACACAUCACAGGAAAUCCCUGUUAACGGUGGCCUACCGCAGAACUUCAGUCUGCAAACGCAUCUGGAAAAAGCUGGCCAUGACAUUAACUAUUACAUCCCAGCCAAGGACUUCAAUGGAUUAGCUGUUAUAGCCUGGGAGUACUGGAGGCCUCAGUGGGCUCGCAACUGGGACACAAAAGAUGAUUACAGAAGAAAGCCCAGGAAACUUACUUCUGAAUUGCAAGGGAAUAUUUCAGCAAAUGAUGUUGAGCAUUUAGCCAGACUUUCCUUUGAAAAGAGUGCAAAAGCUUUUAUGAAGGAAACAAUUGCAUUAGGAAUGAAAAGCACACCAAAGGGCCUGUGGGGAUACUAUUUAUACUCUGACUGUCACAAUUACAAUUUCCAUGAUCAGAACUACAGUGGUUCCUGCCCAAAGAGUGAAGUUUUGAGGAACAAUGAACUUUUCUGGCUCUGGGAUAGCAGUGCAGCCCUGUAUCCUUCCAUUGGCAUUAAGAAAUCCCUUGGAAACAGUCAAAACAUUUUGCACUUUUCUCAGUUUAGGGUGAGUGAAUCCAUAACGAUUUCCUCCAUGACAUCUCAAGAUUAUGCUUUGCCUGUAUUUGUGUACACUCGACUAGGUUAUAGAGAUGAACCUUUAUUAUUUCUGUCUAUGCAAGAUCUUAUUAGCACUAUUGGAGAAAGUGCUGCCUUGGGAGCUGCAGGCAUUGUUAUUUGGGGAGAUAUGAAUUUAACUUCUUCAGAGAGCAACUGCACAAAAGUGCAACAAUUCCUUGGUUCGGCAUUAGAGCCCUACAUUAUCAGUGUAACAACAGCUGCUGAAGUGUACAGUAGGCAUCUUUGUCAGGACAACGGAAGAUGUGUACGAAGAACCUGGAAAGCCCAGGAGUAUUUACAUUUGAAUCCUAAGAAUUUCAGGAUAGAAGCCUCAGAGGACCAAGGAUUUAUUGUGAGAGGAGAAGCAUCAAAUGAAGAUCUGGAAAUAAUGUCAAAGAAAUUUGUCUGCCAUUGCUAUCAAGGUUAUGAAGGAACUGACUGUACAGAAGCUAAAGUAGCUGAUGAACAUCCAGGGGGUUCUGCAGAUUCUGUCUUACACGGAAGGUUUUCAGUGAUCUGCUUGCUUUCUUUGCCUUUGAUUAGCAUGUUCUAA